CCCUGUCUCGCUCUGCUCUGGCCACGCCCCCUGAGUUUCCCACAGAACAACAUGGCCGCCGAGGAGCUACCGUCUGAAUUUGACGUCGUCAUUCUGGGCACAGGUCUCGCUGAGUCCGUGGUAGCAGCAGCUUUCUCCAGAGUCGGCCAAAGAGUUCUUCACCUCGACAGGAGGAGUUAUUAUGCAGGUAACUGGGCGAGCUUCACCUUCAACGCUCUGCUCACCUGGAUACAAGAGCACCAUGAGGAGUCUCAGCCAGAGGAGGUCCAGGAUUGGUCGAGCCUGUUGGAGGAAGGGGAGGAGCUAAUCUACCUGUCGACCAGAGGCUCCUCCUCCAUCACUAACCUGCAGGUGUUCUGCUACGCCAGUGAGGAAGACGAGGAGGAGGAAGCUCCAAACACCACAGAAGAAGACCAAGGAGGAGACGAUGAAGUCAAAGAAACGCCAGAGACCGAAUCAGCAGAUUCAAAUGAAGAAGAGAAGAAGCAGAAAGCAGGGGGAACUCCAGCCGAAGAGGAAGAGGAGCAGGCCUCCCAGACAGAGGGGGAGGAGCCAACCACCUCUGCUGGUCAAAGCCAAUCAGAGCCAACCAGGAAGAAGAUCAGCUUCGCUCAGCUGGUGAAGGAAGGACGGCGGUUCAACAUAGACCUGGUCUCCAAGCUCAUGUAUUCUCGCGGCUCAUUGGUCGAUCUGCUCAUCAAAUCAAACGUCAGCCGCUACGCCGAGUUCAAGAACGUGACCCGCAUCCUGACGUACCGCGAUGGGAAGGUGGAGCAGGUGCCCUGCAGCAGAGCAGACGUGUUCGCCAGCCGCCAGCUGUCCGUCGUGGAGAAGAGGAAGUUGAUGCGUUUCCUGACUUCCUGUGUGGAGGAGACCGAGGAGCAGCGAGCCUACAACGGUCGGCCAUAUUUGGAGUUCCUGUGUGACCAGAAGCUCGGGGACAACCUGCAGCACUUCCUGCUCCACUCCAUCGCCAUGGUAACAGAAGACACGCCCACGGAGGAGGGCCUGGCCUCCACGCGUCACUUCCUGCGCUGCCUGGGUCGCUACGGCAACACUCCCUUCCUGUUUCCUGUCUAUGGCCUCGGAGAGAUCCCCCAGUGUUUCUGUAGGAUGUGUGCUGUGUUCGGAGGGAUCUACUGUCUGAGACACUCAGUCAGCUGUCUGCUGCUGGACAAGGACACCAACAGGUGUAAGGCGGUGAUUGACAGCCGAGGACAGCGAAUCAGCUGCAGCCAUUUCGUGGUGGAGGACGGUUUCAUUGGGGCGGACUGGAAGAGGGAGGCCACACCCACCAGGUAUCUCUCCCGAGCUGUGUUGAUAACUGACAGCUCCAUUCUGCCCAGUGACUCAGACCAACAGGUUUCCAUGGUAACGGUUCCUCCAAUAGCAGCAGGAUGUCCCGCGGUGAAGAUGGUGGAGCUCUGUCCGUCCACGAUGACCUGCAUGCCGGGAACAUAUCUGGUUCACCUCACCUGUCAGUCAGCUGGCUCCGCCUACCAGGACCUGUCGCCGGUGGUUACCAGGAUGUUCCGCACGCCAGAGUCACAUGACCAAGAGAGCAGCCCGACAGUCCUCUGGUGUCUGUACUUCAACAUGGCUGACGGCUCUGGGCUGGAGGGGGAAGGUCACGACCUCCCCAAUAACGUGUUCCUGUGUUCUGGACCAGACGCUGGACUGGGACAUGAACACGCUGUCAGACAGGCGCAGGCCAUCUUCCAGAAGAUUCUCCCUGAGGAGGAGUUCUGUCCUCCUGCCCCCAACCCUGAAGACAUCGUCUACGACGGAGACAACAACUCGCCCUCUACACCAGGAGACGGAGAGACACUGGAGGGAGAGGAGGAGGAGACACCAGAGGGAGAAGAGAAGGUGGAGGGAGAAGAGAAGGAGGAGAAGGUGGAGGGAGAGGUAGCGAAGGAGGAGAAGGUGGAGGGAGAGGUAGAGAAGGAGGAGAAAGUGGAGGGAGAGGUAGAGAAGGAGGAGCAGAGUCUGCAGACUGAAGAGUAA
Messenger RNA from Perca flavescens (yellow perch), 2007 nucleotides. RefSeq names its product CHM Rab escort protein (gene chm). Bases 52 to 2007 code for a protein of 651 amino acids. The transcript has 17 exons. Lineage: Eukaryota; Metazoa; Chordata; Actinopteri; Perciformes; Percidae. Gene Ontology annotation, cellular component: cytosol; nucleus; Rab-protein geranylgeranyltransferase complex. Gene Ontology annotation, biological process: intracellular protein transport; protein geranylgeranylation; vesicle-mediated transport. The record is from RefSeq and is a predicted model, not a curated record. Gene Ontology annotation, molecular function: GDP-dissociation inhibitor activity.